Messenger RNA from Aspergillus niger, 99 nucleotides. RefSeq lists its product as hypothetical. Bases 1 to 99 code for a protein of 32 amino acids. NCBI's taxonomy places the organism in Eukaryota, Fungi, Ascomycota, Eurotiomycetes, Eurotiales, Aspergillaceae. The record is from RefSeq and is a predicted model, not a curated record. The transcript is spliced from 2 exons.
AUGCUAGCUGCAAAAGCCCUAAGGUCUAUCACAUGUACAACCCCCAACCACUCCUUCACUGCAGCAGUCGUAGAUAACAUCACUGCCCUAUGCAAGUGA